Messenger RNA from Chanos chanos (milkfish), 3680 nucleotides. It is a transcript of the gene usp38, whose product is annotated as ubiquitin specific peptidase 38. Gene Ontology annotation, cellular component: cytosol; nucleus. Gene Ontology annotation, molecular function: cysteine-type deubiquitinase activity. The record is from RefSeq and is a predicted model, not a curated record. NCBI's taxonomy places the organism in Eukaryota, Metazoa, Chordata, Actinopteri, Gonorynchiformes, Chanidae. The transcript has 11 exons. The coding region runs from base 101 to 3160 and encodes 1019 amino acids. Gene Ontology annotation, biological process: ubiquitin-dependent protein catabolic process; protein deubiquitination.
UGUUGCUCGUUUGUAGCAUUCUCCUUUAGACAGUUUGGAGAUGAAUAAUUUUGAUGAGACUCCUCCAUUUGCCCUGAUCACACCCCUGUAGACCGUCGCCAUGGAUAAGAUUCUGGAGGCGCUGGUCAGCUCCGCUCACCCCGUGACGGUCAAACGGGCUAUUGUAAAGAAGGUGGUGGAGGCGGCUGAGAAGGAGGUGACGGAGGAGCAGUGCCAAGCCCUGUACGCUCUCACCACGCGCCUUAUACUCCUGGGAGAUGACGCCUUCCAGCGACAGGUGGGCGUCCAGGUACAGGAGGCGUACGCCCGCUACCACCGCGACCAGUUUGCCCAGUUCCUCAGUCGGGACUUUGUACUGGGCCUCCUCCAGCAGGGCUACGGCCCGUUGGCGCGGAAAGACCCGGCCAUCGUGGACUUUCUGCACGGCUCCCUGCGGCUGCUCCGCAGCUGCCCCUCUGUGCUGGAGCUGGCUCCGCUCCUGCAGACGGAGUUCCUGCGGAUGGUGUGUGCGCGCCCGGCGCCGGCUCUCUGCGCCCGGCUGGCGGCGCUGUUGGCAGAUUUCCCGCAGUGUGUGCCGCGGGACAAGGCCGGCGCCCUCUUCUGCCAGCAGCUGGUACGGACCAUGGGUUACUUUCAGUGCCAGGCCGGCGAGGAGAAGGAGGUGCGUGAGUAUGUGGCCCAGGUGACCAAGGUGAGCGGACUGCUACAGGGCAUCUGGAAGGCGGAGCCAUCCACUCUGCUUCCCUCUCUACAGGAAGUGUUUGCCAUCAUCUCCUCCACUGACCCGGCGUUUGACCCCUCCAUUGCUCUGGCCAGUCUGGUUCAGCAUAUUCCACUACAGAUGAUCACUGUCCUCAUCAAGAGUCUCACCACUGACCAGAACGUCAAGGACGCCAGCAUGACACAGGCUCUCUGCAGGAUGAUUGAUUGGCUGUCUUGGCCGCUGGCCAAUCAUGUGGACACGUGGGUGAUUGCUCUUCUGAAGGGUCUGGCAGCUGUGCAGAAAUUCACCAUCCUCAUAGACGUCACCCUGCUCAAGAUAGAACUGGUGUUUAAUCGUCUUUGGUAUCCUAUAGUCAGACAGGGGGCUCUGGUUGUCCUCUCACACAUGCUACUCAGCUUUCAGCAUUCACCUGAAGCGUUCCACAUGGUGGUCCCUCAAAUUGUGCCACUGGUUGAGUCUCUGAAGAGUGAUGGGCUUCCCACCAGUAAAGCCUUCCUGCUUCAGUUCACUGAACUCAUCCACUGCAUGAUGUACCAGUACUCUGGCUUCCCAGACCUCUACGACAACAUACUGGAGUCUGUCAAGGAACUGCCAAAGCCCAGUGAGGAGAUGAUCAGGCAGAUUCUGAACCAAAGUGCCUGGACAUCCCAGUCCAACUCCUUUACGUCCGGCCUGGUGAAGAUGUCGAGCAAGUCUGAGACGGGGAGGACAGGACUGGUCAACCUGGGAAACACCUGCUACAUGAACAGUGUCAUACAAAGUCUUUUUAUAGCCACAGAUUUCAGACGACGAGUUCUGUCCUUACAUCUGAACGGCACCAACACUCUGAUGAAGAAACUCCAGCUCCUCUUUGCUUUCCUGGCUCACACACAGAGGGCAGCGUAUGCACCGAGGAAUUUCUUUGAGGCAUCACGGCCGCCAUGGUUCACCGCAGGCUCCCAGCAGGACUGCUCAGAAUACCUGCGUUUCCUAUUGGACAGGCUCCACGAAGAGGAGAAGACACUGAGGGCUCUUCAGCAGCCCAAGCCAAAGGUCAACUCCCAGGAAACGGCUCGUGAGUCUGGUGUGGAUCCGAGCCCUGGCGAGGUGCCAUCGGGCCCGGCCCUGCCGCCCGGUGACGCAGAGAGAGGGGACAAAACUCUGGUGGAGUGUAUGUUUGGCGGGCGGCUGGCAACGGGCAUCCGCUGUUUACACUGCCACAGCGUCUCUGAGAAGCAGGAGCCUUUCACUGACCUCUCUCUAGCCUUCUGCCCCUCUGUCUCCUCCCCCCAAGGCUCCAUGGACCAGAACCAGGCGUCCAGUACCGUCGGACCGUGCCAGGGCGCGGUCAACGGGGGCAGUGAGAGCGCAGAGGGCCCGGUGAAGGACAUGGCUGGACCCAGCUUGGAAAAACCCCCGGCCGAGCCUGUCCUGUCCCUCACGGACCUGCUGGAUUAUUUUCUGGCUCCUGAGAUCCUGGAUGAGGAGAACCGGUACUUCUGUGAGCGCUGCGGGUCGCUGCAGCGGGCCGAGCGGCGCAUGCGCGUGGUGGCCGCGCCCGAGUACCUCAUUCUCACGCUGCUGCGUUUCUCCUACGACGCUGCGCGUCACGUACGCCGUAAAAUCCUCGACAACGUGGGCAUCCCGCUGUGUCUGGACCUGCCCGUUCACCAGCACUGCUGCUCGUCUUCCUCCCCAUCAUCAUCCUCACCGCCUCCCUCAGCACUACCUCAGACCCACUCCCCUGACAGCGGAGAGAACCUGGCCAAGAAACUGAAGCCUUCUCAAACGGACGAGGAGGAAGAGAGAGAGACAGAGGGACUGGAGAGAGGGAGGGAUGGAGAGAGAGAACUCUCGGAAGUUUCGGAGGUGCCUUACAUCCUCAGCUCUGUAGUGAUGCAUUCUGGGAUGUCGUCAGAAAGCGGACACUACUACUCCUACGGGAGGAGCGUGAAUGGCACGGACUCCUGUCACGCCUCAAAGACUGUUGGCUCAGAUGGGAAACCCAACUGGUCCAGCCAAUCGGAGGCAUGCUCUGCCCCACAGGAAGCGGAGGGGUGCUGGUUCCUGUUUAACGACAGCAGGGUGACGUUCACGAACUUCCAGUCCGUGCAGAACAUAACGAGUCGAUUCCCAAAGGACACGGCGUACGUCCUGAUCUAUCGGAAACAGGCGGGUAACGGACAGCAGGGGCCCGGAGCGACAAACGCCAACGGCCUGAGACUGAAUGGAGAACCACCCCUACAGAAAGAGCUCAUGGAUGCCAUCACGAAGGACAACAAACUGUUCUUACAGGAGCAGGAGCUGAACGCUCGAACCCGCGCCCUCCAGGCGGCCUCCGCAUCCUGCUCCUUCCGACCCAACGGCUCGGACGACAACGAACCUCCCGGCAGCUGUGGCCCCACGGGCGGGGGAGGGGGCGGGGGCUUCAGCAGUGUCAGCAGGCUGGUCUUCUGAAAGACAGACGGGCAGACGGGCAGACAGACAGACGGGCAGACAGACAGACGGGCAGAUCGUCAGACCCAGUCUGUCACGCUGACGACACUGGACGGUCUCCCGGUGACCUUGUGACCUCACAGUCCUUCUCUCCUCUCAUCCAAUCAAACGCAUGCAGUGUCUCUCAGAGUCGGUGGAGCGUGGUUUUCUCAAGCAAAAAAGUUUUCGAUGAAAAAAUACUUCACACGAACAUUGCAGCUCACAAUCCACAUAUCAAUGCAAUAAAUUUCUACUGAGAAAUGCAAUAUUGAUUUACUGUCAGAAAAACUAUGGGAUCUUGACAUUUUCCAGGUGAAUAGCAGAGUGACGGCGAUAAAGAAGGCUUGGGACAGAUUUGUGAGCUUGAGUUGAAUCUUGUGUAAAGAGUUUUAACGGUCAUUGUGUGUGCUUAUCGUUUGGGUUGAACAUUCUUUAAACUUGGUUUGAGUUGUUUAUAAUUAUUCUGAAUAUAAAGGUGUUAUAAAUUAAGUUAUUUUUCUCU